CGGGAAGAAAGCUUGGUCUCUUCGCUAUCACACUUCUUGGUGGCAUGCCGGGUUGUUCGUCAAUCGACACACAUACCAAAGAUCCGUUGAAAGGCACCGAGAUAGAACGACGGCGAUGGCGAGUUUACAACGCCUGCGCGCCUUUACCACAUGCGACGUGAGUUGAAAAGCCCACCCGUCGCCCUCAGAAGUGUUCCCUGAGUCGUUGCUGAACCGCGGGCGCUGUACCCGUCCACAGAUCGGCGACGCGCUGGUGAAGCUGAAAUACCCGUUCGGCGGCUUCCUGGACGGCAUCAAGAUGUACUCGCCAGACGACGCGGCGGCCACCAAGACCGUCUUCGGCGCCGCCGUGACCGUCAAGAUGGUCGAGAUGAGCGACCGGCACGCCCCGCGCCCGCCGCGGCACUUUGCCGACUGCAAUGAGGCCGGCAAGGUCAUGUACAUCCAGCAGCCCAAGGGCCUGUACUCGGCGUGCUGGGGCGGGCUGAUGUCGACGCGGGCCAAGCACCUGGGCGCCGCGGGGGUGGUGAUCGAUGGACGCAUGCGCGAUGUCCGCGAGCAUCGAGAGAUGGGGUUCCCGGUCUUCGCCCGCGAUACCUCCAUCCUGGGCUCCAACACCUUCACCCGCGCCUCCGAGGUCAACACCCCCUUACAGUUCCAGGGCGACCUGUGGAUCCACCCGGGCGACAUCCUGGCGGGCGACUCUGACGGGGUCGUCGUGGUGCCGCCCUCGCUGGUGGACCAGGUCGUCGCCCUGUGCCAGGAACGCGCCGAGAUCGACGAGAAGACGUUUGCGGCGCUGCGGGCCGGCGAGGAGAUGGGCCCGACCAUCAAACGACUUCGGAAGGAGUGAGGGGGGGAGAGGAUCCCGCGGGACGUAGGUGGCUGUAGUAGUUGUCGAUGGAUUUCAGCGUAUCGGACGAAUGUGAUCUAGUUUUCUGUUUCCUAGCGCCAGGAAGUGUUCGAAAAGUUGUGGAUGGUGUGUCAUCUCCCUAGACUCGCAGGGGCAAGUGUAGGUAGGUUGGUCGAAUUGGUAUGUCGCAUAUGAUCGAGAAAGCAGUCAAAAGAAGAGGUUUGGAUAGGUGCCCAAGGUAGAUGGACUUGAAUUGAUAGGGUGCUUUAGG
Messenger RNA from Cladophialophora immunda, 1124 nucleotides. RefSeq lists its product as hypothetical. The coding region runs from base 299 to 853 and encodes 184 amino acids. The transcript is spliced from 2 exons. Lineage: Eukaryota; Fungi; Ascomycota; Eurotiomycetes; Chaetothyriales; Herpotrichiellaceae. The record is from RefSeq and is a predicted model, not a curated record.